This is a messenger RNA of Trichoderma harzianum CBS 226.95, 1609 nucleotides long. RefSeq lists its product as hypothetical. The record is from RefSeq and is a predicted model, not a curated record. Lineage: Eukaryota; Fungi; Ascomycota; Sordariomycetes; Hypocreales; Hypocreaceae. The transcript is spliced from 5 exons. The coding region runs from base 1 to 1290 and encodes 429 amino acids.
AUGUAUCACCGCUUUCCUUCGGGUUUGCACAGGCGCCCAGUCUUCGAGCCACAAUGCACCCACGCCACCAUGACAAGAAUCUACAGCCCGAGUCUUCUCUGUUCAAACUGUCACUAUCCCGGACCUUCUGGAUGGCUCUACCAGUGCACGCAGGAUAGAGAGGACUUGAUAGAACACGCCGUGGCGAGAGGAGACUUUAUCAGCAUGGACCAGUUCGGUAGUCAGUUGACUCCAAUGAUGGGCAUUCGAAAGAGGAGCCCUGCUGCUCGUGAGGACCGGCUCAGCUUCUUUCAGGAGAUCAACCAGGAGCAGCUUGCAAAGUACCGCCCUGACCAGGUUGCUCAUAUACUCAGGCAGCGUGAAAAUGUCCAGCUCGUUAUUCAGCGAGACAAGGUUCGCAAGAAUAGUGCCGCGAUUCUCAGUCGCCUCGCUGAGCCUUAUGGGCUAGACAGCGCUUCAUGCAACAUUGGAUUCCAGAAGCCGUGGUUGUGCACUCCCCAAGAGGAAUGCCAAUACCGAGUAUGCCAAAGCUGUCGGCCUGGCUGUGCAGACCGCGCAUUUAUGAGCCUCAACGCCAUUGCCGAUGGCGAAGUGCCCCCUACUGCAGCAGCAGGCUACAGCUUCCACCUCCUUGGCCAGCGACCUAUCGUUGAUGCAAACGUGCUCACAAACAUUGGCUGCCGUCCGGUUCCUCUGCAUCACUCUUCACCCGCUCACUCUACGCAUGAUUCACAUGCAUCAACGAUGAGUGCCACGGACUGGAUCGAUGCCCAGAUAGCUCGUGGGCGCCGUCUGUGGACAAGACAGGGGGAUGACACCGAGAUCGAAGAGUACGAUGCUGAUUUUGACUGGUCUCUGACGCCCAAAGCAUCGGGCAACGUCUCUGUGCAUUUAAAGUACUCCCCCAAGUGCGAGAAUCUGGAUGUACUUGCAGAGGCUGCUGGAUCCAGUACAUUUGAUCCACAGCAAUGGACACCUCCGCCGUCGCCAGUGAUUCACUUGAACGAGACUGAUGACCGCAUCGAUGAUAUCGGCUAUUCUACUCCCUCGGAAAAGGCUUCUUCCAGUCAGAUUGACAUAUUACUUUCCGAAUCGGCAGUUUCGCAACCGGCAAGCGGCCACCUUCGUGAGUUGAGUGUCGACGAAUCACCCAACGAAGCAGCGAGUGCCGCAUCGACUCCUGUGUUGAGUGAACGGUUUCCUCCAUCUCCGCUCAAAGUGCCGCAUGGAGUAGCUAUGCUAGAGGAAAGCGUCGAAUUGGGAGUUCCAGAUGUCAUUACGCAGGCUUGAUCCCAUGCUCUUUAAAGGAUUUUAUCCACCCCCUUUCGUUCUUGUAUUAUAUGUGAUACACAUUGGCAGGUUGAUAGCGAUCGUUUUUUUGAGUCUUGCCCGCAUUGAUGGGUUCGGUAGGAGGCUUUUGUCUAGUCAAAACGACCUUUCUUUUGUCGCUGCUUGGUCUGAGACGGAGACAGUUACCUCUGUAUCUGCGCUGAAUGGAAUUCGUUCAUAAAAUAAGUGUGUUGAUUCUAGGUGCAGCAGCUGUGGUAGUAAGAGCGAACCCUCGGUAUAUCUCUACAUUGCCUCUGUCUAAUGCUAAAAGAAAUUCAAG